Scomber japonicus (chub mackerel) is the source of this 2526-nucleotide messenger RNA. Its product is annotated as TLC domain-containing protein 4-B-like. The coding region runs from base 220 to 1011 and encodes 263 amino acids. NCBI's taxonomy places the organism in Eukaryota, Metazoa, Chordata, Actinopteri, Scombriformes, Scombridae. The record is from RefSeq and is a predicted model, not a curated record. Gene Ontology annotation, cellular component: membrane; endoplasmic reticulum. The transcript is spliced from 7 exons. Gene Ontology annotation, biological process: lipid homeostasis.
GAGAGAGAGAGAGAGAGAGAGAGAGAGGGACUGAGUGUGUGUGUGUGUGUGUGUGUGAGGAGCAGGAGGCGGGCUGUGUUGUUUAUCAAAAAUGAGUCGACAUGGCUAUGGCUUUCUCUCCACACACACGGCGUUUCGAGCGACCCUGGAAAACAUAAUCAGCUGAAAGAGUGAGAAGCAAAUCAUCUUCAUGAGACUCAUCAGCGGGGUUGGGUGGCCAUGGACCCAUUCAGCCAGCUUAUCCUCACCAUCUCGGUGACCAGUUUCCUCACCUUCCAGUGGCUCUUCCACAAAGUCAGCCCCUGGAUGUCGAUACGCAUCAGCCCAGGCUUCCUCGGCCUCAGCGACAAGCAGAAGGUCGAAUGGAACUCAAGGACGGUAUCAACAUUUCAUGCACUGUUGGUGGGAAUCUUCUGUCUCUACAUUUUGUUCUUUGAUGAUGCUGUCAAUGAAGAUCCAGUCUGGGGAGAUCCUACACUGGUGAAGACUAACGUUGCCAUCACAACAGGCUACCUCAUAUCUGAUCUGCUGCUAAUAUUUUACUACUGGAAGGCGAUAGGCGACAAGUUUUUUGUAGUUCACCAUCUGGCAGCGUUGUAUGCUUACUACUAUGUACUGGGCCAAGGAAUGUUGCCUUAUUUUGCUAACUUCCGUCUACUUGCUGAGUUUUCUACCCCGUGUGUGAAUCAGCGCUGGUUCUUUGAGGUACUAGGUUAUCCCAAGUCCUCCCGGCCCAACAUGGCGAAUGGUGUUGCCAUGGCCGUAGUCUUUUUCAUGGUCCGCAUCGCUGUCAUGCCAGUCUACUACAGUCGUAUGUAUGCGGUAUACGGCACUGAGGCCUUCUACCUGGUGCCCUGGGGUGGCCGUGUAGCCUGGAUCUGCUCCAGUAUCUGCUUGGACAUCAUGAACGUUAUGUGGAUGCAUAAGAUUGCCCGCGGCUGCUACAGGGUGCUGCGCUCGGCACGCCGCAGUAAAGCCGUCACACCUCAGGAGAAUGGGAAGUCGGAUUAAAGGAACCAAGGUUUCAGUGUUGAGGGAACACUGCAACAAAGACAAAAUGACCUCACUCUCAGUGCGUUGGAGAGCAGAAACUUGGACCCUUACCUGUCAGGCUGCUUUGGUAGCAGCACACCUGGGACUUGUGACAUCACAGGACCGAUGGAAUGUAAUGAGGGAAAUGGAGAUUUAUUGGAAAGUGGGCACAGUCACUGAGAUGUGAACCGAUGGACCAUUUAACUGGCCAUCUCUAAGCCAUGAAAUGACCUCUUAGCAAUACUCUGUGUGCAUGGCCAAUUAUUUUUGUCUUGAACAAUUUACCCCUACACAAUAGAGGUUGUCCUGACACAGUGGACUUUUAGCCCAAACAUAAAUUGUCAAAAAGUUUACCGUUCUUUACAUACUAACUUACUGCUCAACAAAAUACUUUAAAAAUGUUUCUUUUUGUAUUAUUACUGCUGCCUGAGUCCCAGAAUUGAAAUAUUGACAGUGAUUAAGCAAAGAUUUGAGGUAACCUUGAAAACAUUCAGGGAUUCCUCAUCAAUGGUUAGUGCCAUAAAAUCCUUGUCUGAUGCUUGUUGAGAAAAGAAGGGUCAAAUACCUUUCUUUUUUUUUCCUCCGUAAAUUUUUUCAUCAGUAAAUAGAAAAUCUCCGGGGACACAAUUGGAUUACAUCAAGUGCAAUCACAGAGAAGAAUGAAUAAUCACUCACCCGCUAUCAUUCAAUUUCGAGGUUAAUUUACAAAACCAGCCUUUGAGAAGUUUAUUGGAAUAAUGUGAGUCAGCGUUGCAUUUGAAUAGUAAGCGUAUAUAAUAUAGGUUGACCAGGCAUCAAUACACUCUAUGUAGUCUUAUUUAUUUUGUCUCGCUGGGGUCGAAGCAAAUGGGUUUUUAAAGACACAACCAUUAAAAAAAAAAGUAAUGAAAAGGAAACUAAUGUACAGAGUACCUUUAGAAAUGGUGAAAGGGAAACUGAAUGUUUGUACACUGAUAUUAAGCAAUGCACAAAUACUAGGCAACAGUUAAUAUCAGAUUUGAAAAUCCACAUGAUUUAAAGUGUAUACAAGCUGAUGUGUCACAGAAUGACAAAAACAAAUCACACCUCAUAAACAAUAUGUUAUUGACAGUGUUGUUAGGAGUCACAUUAUAUUUAUUAAACAUUGUGCAAUGCAUGUUCAGGGGCGAAACUCAUUUAGAAUGCUGAUAUGGAAUCAGUGUCACAUACAAACUUGAAGAAAAAGUUAAUACAGAAUACUGACAAAGAGUAUCAGCUAAGAAUUGUUAAUUUAUGCCAAGAAGUUUGGUGGAUGCUAGCUUGAUUCAGACUCUAUUUCUGUAUCCAUCAUCGAGUGUUGACCUGAGGUUUAUAUAAUAUUCACAUUCACUAUUUAUGAUAUCUUUUAGGUUCACACUGUUACUUUUACCCUAUGGGCAACAUUUGCCAAUAAGCUGCAUGCUGCUGUUUGUGUUUUCCACAAAUGUAAUUCUACUCAGUACAUGCAUUUGAAAAGGGAAUGGAAGUUUAUUUUAA